CACCACCACAAAAAAUCACAAACGCAUACAUCAUAUUUUCUCUAGCCAAAGAAUUAAUUAAUGGCGAAAUUGUUCUUCUUACUUCUUUCUUUAUGUUUCUUACUUUUAUGCUGCGCACCAAGUUACACCAAUUCUCACCAGAUUUGCAAACUGGAUCUGCUGUACCAAUCACGCGACACGAUUUCCGGCCGAAACUUUAUCCGACAAGUCCCUGUCCAUUCAAUGUCCGGCCACUUGACUUCGAUUUGUCUCGAUCGAAAAGAUUGUAGAGGAAAACUCGGACGUGCACUUUCCUUGGUCGGAGAAGUUAGCGGAAACUACUACAACGACGCAAUCUUACAAGGAAAAACAACUGAAGAAUUGACGAGCAUGGUACCCGAUGUAGUUGACGCCACCAUCGAUGCCGCUAGGAAACUAAUCAAUUUGGGAACGACACGAGUAGUGAUUCCCGGAAACUUCCCCAUCGGGUGUUUCCCGAUAUAUCAAACAGCUUCCGUAAGGAAUAGCUCGACAGAAUACGACGAAAACCAAUGCGUGAAGCAGUUGAACGAAUUCGCAAAGUACCACAACCAACAACUCCAGCAAGGAAUCGAAAGGCUCAACGAAGAGAAGCCGCACGCUACAGUAAUCUAUGCGGAUUACUACAAAGCUUACCAAUAUCUCCUUCGUUACGCUAGAUUUACCGUUAACGGUUGGGAUUGGACGCAUGCAGGAAUGGAUACGGAAAAAGCGUGCUGCGGAAUAGGAGGUAAAUACAACUUCAACAUGACAAGACGAUGCGGAAGCCGCGGCGUACCGAUAUGCACGGAUGCUGAACGGUACGUAAGCUGGGAUGGGGUCCACUUGACGCAGAAAAGCCUCAAGAUUAUGGCUCGUUCGUUGCUCUUCAACAUCUUCCCCAAGCUCCAAUGCCGUUUCUGAACUAGUACUUUAUCGUCGUAGCCAUCAUUCGAAAUUCGAAACGACUGUUGUA
Molecule: messenger RNA, 973 nt
Organism: Erythranthe guttata (spotted monkey flower)
Lineage: Eukaryota; Viridiplantae; Streptophyta; Magnoliopsida; Lamiales; Phrymaceae
Source: RefSeq, a predicted model, not a curated record